CUAUUUUAAUACAAUUACUAAAAAAAUUAUUAAUCAUUUAACAGAAAUAUUAUACUCCCUUUUAAGGGCAUAUCAAAAUCUAAUUACAUAUACAUAAAAUCAACGAUAAAAGUUAAAAGCCUAAUAUUGCAACACGUCAAAAACAAAUCACAACUCCCUGUAUUGCAAUCUAUAAAUUAUUUUAAUUAAAAAUAAACAUAUCAUAUUUUAUAUUUUAUUAAAAAACAGUACUUUGUCUUUCGUAUUUGAUUAAAGAACAAAAAGAGUCAAUAAUAAUCAUGUUUAAAGUUUUUACUUUAAUUUUUUAAAAAUUAAAUAUUAUUUAAUUAAUUAAUUUUUAAAGCAGAUUUGAAAACAAAUUACAUUAGGAAAAUAAAAAAUCUUCAAAAUCUUAAUAUUGAAAUAGAGAAAAUAAUAAUAUGUUUCAACAAAUCAUGUAUACCAAAACUGUUUGAUAAACUCAUAAAAAAAUUAGUAACAAUGUGUUACUACUAAAUAUGGAAAAUAUUUACAUUUUUGGGGGUAAAAUAGACCGGUAAAAUAGACCGGAUAUACAUACGUAUACAGUAUACACAUAUUAUAAACAGAUAUUCCAACUUUGCCAAUUGCCCACUAUAUAAUUAGAGGCAGGCACAAAGGCAAAAGGAUCAAAGUCAUUAAAAAAUUGCUUCAUAAACAUACUAAUGGAUAAUGAGGGUACAUAAUCACCGGCUGAGAUUCGAAGUCACACCCAAGCCAACAAUGAGUUUGCCCGGAAUUUCUUUUAUCACGGCGAGAUCCGUCGCAGUUAUUCUCUUUCUCUGUCUGUUUCUUCUGAUUCUGCCACCGUUCCUUCCGCCGCUUCCACCGCCUCCAUCGACGCUCCUCCUUCUCCCUCUUCUGCUCAUGAUUCUCCUCAUUUUCUUGGCUUUUUCUCCUUCUAAUGACCCUAGCCUCACCGUGGAAGUAGAACCUCUCGACCCCUGAUGAGUGAUGUUCGCCGACUUCAGCACCGACCGUACAUUUAUAUAUGCAUUAAACAAUUAUGUAUAAGUGUGUCUAGAUAUGCAUGUGUAAGAAGCAGAUUAAGAGCUUUUAGUUUCGUGCAAGUAAGAUCAUCUCAUGUGACUGAUAGAUCUCCGAGUUUAUUUUGAAUGAUUUCGUAUAAAUUUAGUUACCUUUCUUUGAUUUUUUUUCUUUCCUUCUUUUUUUUUUUUUUUUUUUAUUUCUUAUUUUGUAGAAGAAUAUAAUGUUUAUCAGCGCGACAACACGACUUGUAUAAGAAUAUUUUUUUUAAAUUAAAUAGAAGCCUUCUUGUUAUAGUUGUAUGUAAUUUUUCUUCUUAACCUAUACUGAAGACUUUCUCCGCAAAUUAAAAUAUUGACAUUUUAGACGAUAUAACGGUAUAUUUUAAAUCAAAAAUUAACCAAACCGAAAUUGGUGAAUCAUUGCCGUUAAAAGUACCAUUUUUUCUUUUUGACAACUGAUAGUUUAUUAGUGACAAAAAAAAAAAAAAAGACAACUGGUAGUUUAUUAAACAAGAGCAAAGAUAACAAAAACAUUCAUAAUGAAAACUAUUUAUUAUUAUUAUUAUACUUGUUUAUUAUUAAUACAUUUACCAUCUCUAUCUGCUUGUUUAUCUAAUAAUUUUGUUUGUAAAACAAUAAUUAUCUUUAGGUGGGUUUAGUGUGGAGCGGAGCCCACAUAUGUUAAUCACAACUAUCACGCACUGGAAAACUAGGGAAUCGUCCUUUGAUGUCCGGGAGACAGAGUCAAACGACGGAUGUGCCAUCUGUUCAUUAGUCCUUGACACACAAUUAGAUUCUUAGAAUAUGGUCAAAAUUGAUUUCGGAUUUUAAUUUGUAACACGCAUGCUCUUCCUCUUGUUUUACCAAAUUGGUUUAUUUAGUUGAUUAGACUAUCUCCAAUAGUCCCUCAUUCUGAGGAACAUCAGAGAAUAAGGGAAACUUUUUUCCAGUAGUACAUUAUUUUGUGUUUAGCCUUUUAAUUUUUAUAUAAUUUUGUUUUAUAUCUUAAAAACUCAAGAUUUGUUUUAUAGUUUAACAAAAUUAUUAAUACUUUCAUAUAAUAAUUAUAAGUUUAAAUAAACCCUUGUAUCUUUUUUUUUUAGAAUUUGUAGUAAAGAUUUUGGGUAAAAUUUGUAAGUUAUAUAAAAUAAUAACCAUUAUUUAGAAUUAAUAAUAAAUAUUAAAAACAUAAUAUAUUUGAAAUUAUUUUUUAGGAGAAAAAAGAAGAGAACCAUUGGAGCAAAAUGUAAACUUUUUUUGAAUUUAUCUCAUUUUGGAUUUAAACCCGUAAACCCUCUAAAAUUGGAUACCAUAAUUUUUAAUUUUACCUCAAAUUUAUACAAUUUUCAUAUUUACUUUUAUAACAUAAUUAUAAGUUUAAAUAAACCUUUGUAUCUUUUUUAUAAUUUGUAGUAAAGAUUUGGGGUAAAAUUUGUAAGUUAUAUAAAAUAAUAACCAUUAUUUAUAAUUAAUAAUAAAUAAUAAAAACAUAAAAAAAAUUGAAAUUAUAUUUUUUUGAAGAAAAAAAUAAGGAGAACCAUUAGAGAAAAAUGUAAAUUUAUUUUGAAUUUAUUUCACUUUGAGAAAAAAAAUGAAGGUAACCAUUGGAGAUGACAUUAGUGCUUUGAUUUCUCUCAUGAAAAAUAUCUCGUUUCUUUUUUCAUUUUUUCACAAAUAAUAUUUAUAUUUACAAUGCAAAUGUUUAAACCAAAUUACAGAUUUAACUUUACUAGUUUAGAUUAUUACUUUUGACAGAUAACAUAUGGUAAAAUUUUAUUUGAAUAAUAGUUUUGAUUGUGUCAGAAGAGGAUGGGAGAAUUCAAACCUUCUUUUUAAUAUUAAUUACAAGGUUCUGGAUCAAAACCCGUAUUUCCUCUAAAAUUGAAUACCUUAAAUUUUAAUUUUAUCUCAAAUGUUAUACUAUUUUCAAAUAAUAAUAAUUUUCGUAAAUAUUUUAAAUUAGUAUAGAAAAAAAAUUCUUAUAAAUAAUUUAUAUUUUCAAAUUAUCUACCUCAUAAAUACUAAACCCUAAACAAAAAUCACUAAACCUAAAUCCUAAACAAUAAUCACUAAACCUAAAUCCAAAUGUUAAAAAAAUUUGUUAAAUGUAUUUUUGAAAAUAGUAUUUAACUUAGUGUAUUUUAAACAAUUGAUUAAAAAUGAUAUCAGAGAAACUAUAUUUUUAUAAUUUUCGAAAAUUAUAAAACAAUGAUUGGUCAAGUAGUAUACUACUUUAGAUAAUAUUUUCUUUGAAGAUCAAUGUUCUAAAAAUUGUUUCAUAAGAAAUGUUCUAUGUAUUUUAUUAAACAUUAGUGGUAAAUUAUAAAUUUAUAACACUAAUUGUGUUUAUUAAAUUUUGGCUUAAUAUAAUAAAAAUAGGUAUAACAAAAAUAUUAUAUUUAUGAUCAAAUUUAAUAUUUUUAGUAUAUGCAGAAACACCAAAAUAUACAUUUUAGUGCUAUUGAUAUAUUAAAUUUAAAAAUAGUUUACGAUAAGACAUUAGGAACGACGAUACAAAUCCUUACACAUAUUUAUUGUUUUUUUAAAAUGAUUAAACAAACAUCUAUAAACAUAUACAAAAAAUGUUAUUUAGAAAAGAAAAUUAAAUGUUAUACAUUGAUAAAAAAAAGAUGAAUGCAUCUAUGAGAAAAGCGAUGAACAACAAAUAAACGAGCCAAGCUAACAAUGUUAUUUUUUGCCGGCUAAAAUUUAUGUACUUAUCAGCGAUAACAAAGCGUUUAAAAAAAUUCAUGAUAACAAUAAAAAAAGUUCAGUUAAGUUUGAGUUGUGAUUAAAUUCCUAGCUAGAACAUCAACACAAGUGUUAAUUGAACGGAUAAUAUGAAAAAGAAAAAUACUAGAUUGCCAUUUCGUAAUAAUUUUAAUGAUUGAGAUGUUUUCUUAGUGUUGAAUAGGCCACUAGUUAUUGUAUUAUCUUCUCCAAAACCUUUUUUUGUAACCCAAAGAUGACCAUAACUGCAUUAUCCACAUCAAAAAUAAACAUUUUGAUUGUUCCAAAUAAUGUAGUCUUUCUAUUUAAAAGCAUUACUAGACUAUUAUCCGCGCUAGACGCGGCUUUAUUUUUAUUUUAUUUUAAAAAAUAUUUAACUUUAUUAUUUUAUAAAGAUGUAUUUGUCUAUUUUUUUCUUCACCAGAGUCUCACAUUAUCCAUAUAACAAAUUUGGUUAUAUAAUCUAAUUUUGUGAUAAAAUAUUGAUGUUUUUAGAAAAUAAAAUCUUAAUUUUUGAAAAUUUUGUUACUAAAUUUUCUAACAAAUUCGAGUUUUUAAAUAUCCUACUUUUAUUAUUAUUUGAUUUAUUAUUUAGAUUUUGCAUAAGGAAGUUUUGAAUUUUUUUGAAAAAGGAUAAGAAAGUUUUGAUUUAUUAAAUAUAUUGCCGGAUUUGGAAGCCAGAUUUGUGUAAAUAUAUGUGAUAAAUAUUUUAAACUUCUUCAUAACUUGAUUUAUUGUUUAGAUUUUGUAUAGUUUUUUAUUUAUUAAAUAUGUUCAAUAUCAAUAUCAUGAGAAGUUGAUUGUAUCUAAAAUAACAUUCUUUGGUUAGUAUACGUUUACUGUCAUUGUCAUCACGAGAAUGGUUCCAUUUGAACCAUCACAUAUUUUUGAUAUUGAAUUAUAGUGCUGAUUUAGUGUCAGUUUAGACCAACAUUAAACGGUUAAUGGGUUAUGCACCAUUGUGCAAGAAACAGGGUAGAGAAAUGAUAAUUUGCUUCCGGUAUGUAUUCUCUCAAUAAAAGUCAUGUAUGUUUAGAAUUUAACGUUUCUGUUUAUCUUACACAUAUGCAUUGUUGUAGCAAAGAAUAAUAUAAGGCGUUAAUAGGUCCAAAACUUAAAUGUCUAAUGAAAUUUGAAUAGGUCCAAAAUUUAAAUGACAAUUAUUUUAUGUAGAUAAAAAGUAGGACUCUAAAUUAAUAGAUUGGAUAUCACAUUUUAACCAUCCAUUUAGUACAGAACCUACAAUAUUAAAGUAUGGUACUAUUUUCUUGAAUUUUAUUGAGAAUUUGCAUCCAUUUGUUGAACCUUUAAGACCCUUUUUAUAUAAAUUUCAAAAUUAUCUUGUUUUUAUUGGUUCAUGUUUUGUUCAAACCAAAGCGCCAAACUGAGAAACAUAAGUAAUCAUCAAACAACAUCAUUCCAUUAAAAAGUAGCUUCAAAAAUUCGUUCAAUGCUAAAGUUUUAGAAGAAAAUAGUUUUUUUUUCUCAAAAAACUUUAAAUCAUAUAUGUAAAUAAAAGAGAGUAAAAUAUAUAUUACCGGGUGUUGGAGAAAACUGAUAUUAUGCCUAAGACAGAGAAAAUAUACUUUUUAACCUAUGACUAAACAUAACUAUGAAAAAAAUAUAAAACGAUGUACUAUAAUUCUAUAAACUACUUUGUCACUCAAAUAUUUAAUAAAUUUUGACGUAAAAAGCCUUAGCUUGUUGGUAAUUAGGUUAAGACUUGAUUUGUAUAUCAAGAUAUCUCAAUCUAAAGAUAUCUGAUAUAAUACAAACGAAUUGUAACAUGUAUCAUCAAAACCCUAAUUCACAAUGUUAUACAAUAAACGUAAUUUUAACGUUUAGUGAAUAUCGGCAUUCGAAUACCUAAAAUUUUUGCAUUAUAAUUAUUUUAAUUUAAAAAAUGUUUUUGUCCGAUCCAAUCUUAAUUAUUAUUGAUCAUUUUACGGAUUAUGUCGGUGCCGUUUUAAAUCGAAUCUCAAUUUAAAUUUUCUUUUAUUGAAAAGUUAGAUUCGUUAAAUUGUUGGUUUUCGAUUGUAACCGUUUAAAUGCUUUGUCGGCGCCGCUCUAAAUCAAAUCCCAAUUUAUAACUUCUUUAUUGACAUGGAAGGUUCGUUAAAUGUGGUUUUCGAUCUCAUUUCCAUAAUUUUUGGUUGUCGUAUCCAAAAUAUAUAACGACAAAAUUUUAAACAUUAAUAAAUAUAAUCAACAUUCGUUGUAGAACGGAUUAAGAAUAUAUAUUUACGGAUAUAAAGCAACAUGUCGACAAGAAAAUUGGAAAAUUAUUUUAAGAAAAUAUAAUAAAAUUAUAAUUUCUAAAACACAACCUUGUAGAGAAACUGUAAGUAAAUCAACACUCUUCCAAUUUUGUUUUUGAAACAUUUUUGAAACACUCUCUCAGUUUUAUUAUAUAAAAUUUUCUAGCUAAUAUUGCAGAGUUUAAACAUAUAAAAUUAUGUUUUAUUAUUCUAAAACUAGAAAAAACCAUUUGAUAUUUAAUGAAAUAAUUAAAUAAUAAAAAUACUAUAGAAUACAAAUAAUCACCAAAAAUAAUUAUUUAUAGAAUAAUAUAAUCUUAAAAUAAGAUCUGUAUAAUAAAGGAAAUACAUCUUAUUGAAAAUUAAGUUUUUUGAAUUAAGGAAAUAACUUCCUACAGAAUGUGUAUACUUUGAAUGGAACUUUAUUAAAAUGCCAAUUUACUAAACAAAAUUUAUUAACAAUAGGAAAAUUGAUUGAUUCCCUUUCAUUUUUACUAAAAUGUGGCAAAUUUUAAACGACAUUUAUAUAAAUAUGGAGAUAAUUUUUUCCUUAACAAGAAGAGAAUAUUGUGUUUUAACAAAAUCAAGAAAACAUCACGUUAUUUACACAGACAAUAUUUUCACGUGUAUAUGGAAUGUUUACAAGAUAUCAAUUUAAAAGAUAAUGAUAUAAAAAUGUAUUUACAAGUCACUGAUAAACCAAAUCUAGUAAUUUAAUGGUAAUUUUGGGUGAUAUCUUCGUGUCAAAGAUCCCAUAAGUGAAAUUUAAAACAAAAUCAAGUUGGUUGAAAUUUUGAUGAAAAAUAAGUAAAUGAAAAAGAAAGAAUAAGGAUAGUUUUGUCAUUGGGUGGAUACUGAAUUGGCAAAUGGUGAUACUCACUGCAUGAGCUUCACCUGUAAGCCGUAACGUCUUUCUCUCUCACACACAUAAAAAGAAAAACGUAUAAAACAUUUUUUUCUUUCUUAACAUAACAUUAUAUAUACACACACACAUCUAUGUGCAGGAACAUUGAAGAAAACUUGAAAGCCUUUGAAAGAACUAGAGAAGUUUCACGUUUUUGUACAAGAAGGAUCAUCGCAAUGUUUAUGCUCGCAGUGGUGAUAGUGAUUUUGGUGGUGCUUCCGGCCGUUCUUCCGCCGCUUCCACCGCCGCCAAUGUUUCUGAUGGGAAUUCCGGUGGUGCUGAUGCUUAUGCUUAUCUACUUAGCCAUCUCUUAUCCACCUCUUGGUUCCUCUACCUGUGCUUCUUCUUCCUGUGACACUAACUCUACUGAUGUAAAGUGAAUGUGAGACAAUGUGUAUCCUAUCCAUAUGACAAAGAUAACAUAAAAUGCGUCAUUAACUAAUAAAUUAUUUCCUGCUCGA
Messenger RNA from Brassica rapa (field mustard), 7360 nucleotides. RefSeq names its product protein ORGAN SIZE RELATED 1-like. Gene Ontology annotation, biological process: positive regulation of organ growth. The record is from RefSeq and is a predicted model, not a curated record. Lineage: Eukaryota; Viridiplantae; Streptophyta; Magnoliopsida; Brassicales; Brassicaceae.